AUGGGUAAGGUGCUAGAUUGGAAAGACCAGCCCAGAAGCAGAUACCUGUCUAUCUUAGAAGGGGAGGAAGCCAGAUGGGGAACCCACCCAAAGCAGAUACCUGGGCAGCAACUUCCACAGGUUCUCGUGUUCUCUGUCCACAGUCUGCAACUUCCACAGGUUCUUUGUGUUCUCUGUCCCCAGGCUUCAACUUCCACAGGUUCUUGGUGUUUUCUUUAUCCUGGCAGCAACUUCCACGGAUCCAUCGGGCACUCUGUCGCCAGGCAGCAACUUCUACUAAUCAACACACCAUCCGACCAACUUGCUCAUGCCAACGAGCUACACCAGGCAAGGGCGGGAAUCGAACUCACGACCAUGUGCACCGUAGGCAGAUGCUUUAACCACUUGGCUACCCGGAAGGUCUCCUUUACCAUGGGUUCUAGGGUGAGUAUUGACUUUGUUAGGCAGAAGAUCGCCUGCUGGCACAAAGAGACAUUCGGUUGUAUUAGUCACCUGGAGGCUGGGUGA
Molecule: messenger RNA, 507 nt
Organism: Protopolystoma xenopodis
Lineage: Eukaryota; Metazoa; Platyhelminthes; Monogenea; Polystomatidea; Polystomatidae
Source: the annotation of a GenBank genome assembly